Ostrea edulis (European flat oyster) is the source of this 5896-nucleotide messenger RNA. Its product is annotated as cyclin-dependent kinase 5 activator 1-like. The record is from RefSeq and is a predicted model, not a curated record. Gene Ontology annotation, biological process: activation of protein kinase activity; positive regulation of cyclin-dependent protein serine/threonine kinase activity. The transcript has a single exon. Gene Ontology annotation, molecular function: protein kinase binding; cyclin-dependent protein serine/threonine kinase activator activity. The coding region runs from base 2469 to 3338 and encodes 289 amino acids. Lineage: Eukaryota; Metazoa; Mollusca; Bivalvia; Ostreida; Ostreidae. Gene Ontology annotation, cellular component: cytoplasm; protein kinase 5 complex.
UCAGUGCCUCAGAGGUCUACCUAAAUCAGCGUACCGUAACGCAUUUCAGAAAUGGAUUCAGAGCUUGAAAAUAUGUAUUUCAAACCGCGGAGAAUACUUUGAAGGGAUGUAAUGUUCAUUUCACUAUUUGAGUCGAAUGCUUUUGAGAUAUCGUACAAUACACAUUACAUAUCGAACAGCCCUCGUACUUUCCCAAUAUUUCAUACAAGACGCCCCUGAACUUGGUACACCGGUAUACAUUUACAACAUUUAUGUAUUUGUAAUGUGUAUAUUUUCAUGUAUUUUUCCUUAUUUCUAUGUACUGUAUUUAAGUUUUGUGUUUAAAGUGGUAUAUGGGGCCGAUGGGCCGGGUGUUUGAUUUAGAUAAAUAAAUUACCUUUAAGAUAUCUUGUUCAACAAUAUAAAGUUUAUUUAAAAGAAAAAACACAGAAACAAAAACAAUCAUUCAUCAUCAACUUCGUUGCUGCUGAUUACGAAAUAAAUAUACAUUGAUGUUCAUACCCUCACGUAUUUUUAAAAAUGAAAUUUAGUUUUCAUAUUUGCAUUUUACUUUCAUUUUCAGAUGUUAAAAUAGCCUAGCAUUUCAAUUAGUAAAAAUAUCGAAGGGAAAAAAACAUUGAAAAUGUAAAUAUUUAAGAAAUGAAUUUCAUUUUUGAAAAUACAUGAGAUUCUUUACGCAAUCACACUUAAUGAAGCGCGCUACUUAGCAUUCUAUGAAACGCAUGCUGGCACGAAGCAUUGUAUUUUCAACCCCCCAAAAAAUUACAUUCACAUUUAUUUUCAUUUCUGUUGGAAUAUUUCCGGUCACAAGUUGAUAUUAGCUAUCCUGUAUGAUUAAGAUCAACACGCACAUUGUUCACAUUUAUGAGAAAAAAAUAUUUAUCAUUUUGAUUUGAAAAGAUAUUAAAAUGUAAAAAAAACAAAAAACAAAAACAAAAAAACAAAAACAAAAAAAACAUUGGAAAUGUAAUUAUAUAUAGAAUAAUGAAUUCAAAACCUCCCUCUUGCAUUACUGCAUGUUAUGUAGGUUUCAUCAUUAUCUAGGCUGAGGUGUUGUUUUAUGCAUAUAGAAAUUUGAAUUGCGAACUGCGUUCUAGAAUGCAGUUCACUAUUGAAUUGCGAAUAGUGAACUGCGAACUGCGUUCCAAAAUAUACUAGUAAUUGCCUUCAGGAGAGGCAUGUCAUGUGAUGAUUUUCUUUUGAUUACAUUCGUGAGUAAUUUGUAUAUGUAAUACAAUGUAGAAGUAUUAUUAUUUUUUGACUUUGUUUCCUUGAUUUUACAACAAUUUUCUAUAGCCCGUGCAUCAUUUCCAUUCGCAGGCCCUUUAGUAUGUUUAUAUUUCCUAAUUUUCCUUUUUUUCUUUUUUAAUUACAGAGUUGAAAGUGACUUGCGCGUCACAGUUUAUAUCGAAAAUCACACACCAUGAAACAACGACGGCUUAUUACUGACAAAAAAAAAAAAAUGACAAAUGUAAAAUAUUGAUUAAUUUACCAUUUCCGCGGUGUUGUAUCUGAUUAUCAUCAAUGAAUGUACCGGUAGAUUUCUUUAUGAGUCAGCAGGUAUACAUUGCAAGUUUCAUUGGACUUAUUCCCAGGCGUGCAUUACUGAUGGGUUUGUCAAAUUGCAUGGUGUAAACAUUUUUCGUGCAAUAUUAUGGGGGAAGAUUUCGCUUCGAAUAAUGCGGUACAUGCAUCUUUAAUGGCGUGCGUGAUGCCUAAAAUCGACUAAGAUCAUGAAUGAAUAUGCGUGAUAGAACACACGAUUGCGUAAUCUAGCAGGUAUGUGAAAACGGGGGCAUAUAUAUAGCCUACGAAACACACUAAAUACACGACUAGGGUUUAAUUUUUUUACUUAAAAAUGAACUUGCUUUAAAGAAUUAUUUCCUAAAUAAGAAUUUAAAAGGUAUAUUUCUAUUCAUUCAAAAACAAAAAGCACAACCAAAACACACCGUGUACGCCAUACAAUAUAUACGUCAAAUUAGCAAACGUGUGAAGAAAACACCCAAACACAUUCAUCCAUCGCCGUAAACAGUCUAAGAAAAAUCGAUAUUUCUCCUCUCGUGCCACUCGACGUGACCAAUUCCAUAUACCCAUUGAUUAUUGGUCCAGGACUAACGACAGAAACUACAAGCUUCACUGCGCAUGACUCAAUUACGGAGACUGAACACUCUCGAAGACUAUUGAUGUUUCCAUAGCAAUGAUGUCAUUGCGCGCAUUAUAAUAAUAUAGAUGGUAUUCGGCUGGGAUGGCCAAUCGAUAUUUUGUGAACCUAUAGACGGGAAUUUCAAGGAAUUAUCCGUUUCUGAGACAGUUUAAUGUGAAAUUCCUCCUGGAAGUAAAGAUGGCAGACGGAUGGAAGUGAUCAAAGGGGUGAAUAUUCACCGGCUAGUUUGCAGUGUGUGAAUAAUUUUCCUCUGGUUUACCUAACACAGUAUCCUUGUUCGUUUACUGUGGUGGAAGUCGACAAUAUGGGGACCGUGAUGUCGUUCACACCGCGGCCGAGGAAACCCUUAUAUGAGGAUCUUCACUUGCAGAAUUAUGGAUACGAAAUUUUGAACAAUGCUAAAAAUGCCCAUUCGUCUCAGUCACGAGAGAAAAUGUAUAAGAAGCAUACGGUGUUUCUCAGUGGACUUAGUUGGAAGAAGUUUACGGUGAAUGGGGGUAAGAAAAAAGACAAGAACUUUCUCUUGCGUUCAAAUGCUUCCAUUGUUCCAGGUAAAUUAGACAACAAUUCCAAUAUUGACAAUGUAAACAGAAACAUACCCAAAUCAUUAUCAUUAUACAACAUCAAAUCAGGGGCAGACGAGAAUGUUCCUCCCUCCAAAACGACAGAUAAAUCGGACAAAAUCUGCACAAGUCCCGCGAAACGCACCAUCAUCCAAGCCUCCACUUCGGAACUCCUCAAGUGUCUGGGAGAGUAUCUUUGUAAAAAGUGCAGAAAGAUUAAGACUUUUGAGGGUUGCGACCUGAUCAUGUGGUUGCGCACGGUGGAUCGCUCCCUGUUGCUACAAGGCUGGCAAGAUAUUGGGUUCAUCAAUCCUGCAAAUGUGGUUUUUGUGUUCAUGUUGGUGCGUGAUAACGCUCACGCUGACAUAGUCACGGAACACGACCUGCAGGCGAUGGUGCUGACGUGUUUGUAUCUGUCGUAUAGCUACAUGGGCAACGAGAUCAGUUAUCCUCUAAAACCUUUCUUAGUGGAACACGACAAGGAGAAGUUUUGGGACCGAUGUCUUUCCAUUGUAAAUAAGCAAAGUGGCAACAUGCUUAGAAUAAACAGUGACCCGGGUUAUUUCACGGAAAUAUUUGCUGAACUGAAGUCAUAUUCACCCUGUAUAUGAGAAUGCGCAGUGUGUAUUCUAGAAUGAAAAAUCUUCCUAUGAUGGUGAGAUUUCAGUUUUCCGAGAUGGUGCGAUGAUGUUUAGGAUCUUAGUUUAGUUCCAUGAGCUUGUGAUAGACAAACAGCAUCGUUUUGUACAGAGUAGAUGUGAAUUAAUGCCUGUGCUUGAAACGGAAAGAAAUGAUCAGUUGAUGUUUAAUAUAAGCUCAUUACUAUUUAUUUAUUAUGCUGUUUAACUUCAGUAUUCGCUUUGGCAAUCUUAUGUGAAGUCCUAUACAGAAGAUGACAGUCUGUUAACAUUUUGAUAUAGAUACAUACAUGUUUUUAUGCUCGUGUUUACCUAUGUUUUUAUUUAACCGUCAUUCAUCAAUACGUUCACACUCAAUAUCAGGAAAAACUUCGACAAGUGCCAUUUUUGAAAGAAUGUAAUGCGAGUAUUUCAUGUAAAUUACCAAAAAAUAACAAAGUGUAAUAGUCUCAUUCUAGUUGGUUAGUAAGGUUUUUGCUAUUUGUGUGUUGUUUACAAUAUCAUGAUGAAUUUUCGAUGACAAAUUGCGAUGAUCGAUCGGGUAGCACUGAGUUGAACGAUCAGAAGCUGUAAAAUCUUUCAAAUGCAGACAUUUAGAUUCUUGUGAAAAUACACAGCUUCCUGAUUGCGCUGGAAAAUUAUCCCAAAGCAAAAUCAAUACCUAAAACCACUGUAGUGAUCGGCGAAGCUUGGAGAACGGAAUCUCCGUGUAUCAGAAUGCGGAAAUCGAUACUGCCAUUCUCUUGUUAGGGAUUCCAUUUAGCUUUUUUCUUAAUCCGUCAGAAAAUUGCCUUUUCUCCUCGCGAAUCAGAGAGCCUUAAAUGUACAUGAGGUCUUAUCCUACUUUUCGGAAUUUUUUAUUGAAUGCAUACAAUAAGACCCACAUGUCAGACACACACUGAACCACCAAAUUUGGAUAUUGAUAAUUCAGUAGAAUACUCAGAAAAUCAGUUUGAUUUAGAAUUAAUUCUUUCUGAAAAGUAUUUAUGAAAAUAUAUAUAGUUGAUCUCUUAAAGGCCAAAUAUUUACAUUCUAUUGUCAUUUUCUUGAAUUCUGGAAGCAAUCGCAAAACCUUUGCUAUAUUAUGAUGUUACGCAAUAUGACAGACUGCCAAAUUUCAUUGAUAUACAUGUAGAUCGAUGGCUGUGGCCUUUAAAUUUACCGACAUUUACAAGGUCGCUUUAAGGUAGUACUCUACAUCGUCAUAAUGGCUGACUUCCUUUAAAAACAUGGAUGAAAAAAUCUAUAUCAGCAAUAUUUGACUUUUCCUUUUCCAUUUAAAUACCUAGCCGAGUAGCGCAGUAGGUUAGGAUAAAUAAAAGAGAAAAAAAAAAUAAAAGGAUACCGACUGCUGAACUGUAGGUCGCAGGUUCGAGUCCAGUAGGGGUUUUAAUUUUUUUUCAGAUUACCUUCUACUAAAACUGUAUUUUUUGACAAAAUAAAGUAAAUUUGAAAAUUUUCAACUUCAAAAUAUUGUUGUACAUAUCCUCCACUUUUCAUCUACAUCAAAUUUCUCUGGUGUAGCAUACCUCCUUAAAAUCAUUACUUGUAAACAGAAUGUAAGUAGAAGAUCGGAAUGAUUAUCGAAUGUCACGUGAUGACUAGACUAAUAGUGUCUGUGCACCUCGCGGCGUUCAUUGCAGCGCGAUUUCCACGUUUAAUUAAAUCGCGGAAGCUUAACAAGAGCAACAAAAAAAAAAUUAGAUUUAUUCUUGGACCAAUUUUUUUGUCAGAUUGAGGACAUUUAGUCCUUAAAUUGAGAGUAUCCCCAAAACUUGCAUCCACUCAUAUGGUUUUACUUGCAUCUCAUUAUUCUAAUCGUAUACUUGUAUGUGUGUGUGCGUACGUGUGUGCUGUGACUGAUCUACCGAGAUUUUCAGAUUUUCUAUUUAACUUGUUUUAAAUAUCAAUUCAGUGUUUACUGUUACUAUACUGACCUAACUAAUUAAUAUUUGAUAAAAUUCAUAAUCAUGAUUCUUGUUCUGAAAUGGAUUCAACAGUUAGUUUGAGGUUUAUUUUUACCCCAUUUAGCAUUAUGAAAAGGAACAUAUAUAUAUAUCAACGGUUGUUAAGGGACUAAAUAUUCUUCCUAGCACUUGGUAAAAUUAUCAUUCAAUGUCAAUUCGCGAAAAUGUAUUAAAAUUUUAAUAUCUUACUUUGAAUGACAUACUUCUAUACAAAUCAGUAAUAAAUUGAAGAAGCGAAACUUCAUUUUGAUUUGCGAGGGAGACCUCUUUGAUUUAACACAAAUAUCAUUUACUCGCGAGUGAUAAAGGAUUAAAUCAUUUCCACAGAUUCAAUUACCGGAAUUCAAGUUUUAUAUCACAAUUCAUUAUUUAAUUUUUUUUUAAUGUCACGUAUUGUAAAUUUUCGUUUUAUAUAUUCAUGUAUUUGACAAUUCAGUCAAUUGAAAACAGUAUAGGCACGUGCUUGAAGGAACAUAUUUAAUAUUUAUUUGAUGAAUUAUUAUUAUCAUCUGUGAUUUGUUGUUAUGUAAUGAAAUUUUGCAAUAAAUGAUAAAAAAUGAUAAA